AUGCCUGAUUCUUCAGGAAGUCGCUGGGAAAGGUAUUAUGGCGUUGGCGAGACACACCCGCUGCGCCAGAGUGGCCUCUCAUGGAUGGACCCAAUCUUCCCCUCGAUUGACCCGCAGACGCUCGAGAUCAUUGAACCGCCACACAACACGAUUCCACAGCCGUCUCCGCCAGAACUGGAUGACCUCCUCCUUUCGGAACGACAGCAACUUUCAUGUCUCUCGGGGCUGCGGACCUGGGAAGCUGCGGUGCUGGCAAAGACAGAAGCCUAUACUGUCACAGGUGAGGAGCAAGCCAUGAUUGGAAAUGAGAUACAAGUCGACGAGUCGUCUUGGCUGCCUGUUUGGUCAAAAGACCGUUGGAUGAUUGACUUCACUGCGCCCCCCAAUUCCUCAACCAAUUGGUCCGGGUCUCAUCUCUGGAGCGCGCACGAUCCGAUAAUCUGGGGGAUUCUCAGAAAGGCGAUACAAAUCGCCGAUAACAUCUUGCGGAAAUCGCUCGAAGGAGACUGGCUACAAUCUCUGCUCAUCCCGGAAAACAUUGAAAGCCAUGAUACGACACUCCUGUCAGGUUCAACUAAGAUUGGUAGAAUUUGGCGAAUGAAAUCAUCUCCUGCUAGUCGCAAACCUGCGAAAGAACUGAUCCAGCUGUUGUCCUGUCCUUCCCUUUUAAACAGAGUAUUUUGGACUUUCAACGACAAAACAACCCUGAACUCCUAUCAGCCGGAUGGAAUCACCAAGGGAUUGACGGCACCAUACGAUUUAUCGGAAGGGCCAAUCACGGUCUUCGUCAACAUCCUUGGGAUAAAGACGCUUCUGGAUGCAGACGCCACUCAAUCUUCCAAGAGUGCGGCGCUGGUGUGUCUUGCAGACACUCUAGUUCACGAGCUCAUGUUCGGCCCACAGGAACACCAAUGCGAGCUCGGGUGGUCAUUUGAACAGCAUGCGUUUGGAGGCACUGUGUUUGGACUUGUCCCCAAACGGGAUGGAAACUUCCUCAGCGCAAACUAUGCGCCAUUGAUUCUAUCCAUCAACAGGUUUCCUUACGUAUCUGAUCCUACACUUACCUAUGACUUUCUUUUGGAUAGCCCCACCAUCGAAACAAGGUGGCCUCUGUCAUCACUUUGGCAUACUUCCCUUUCUUCCGAGCCUUUCUGGACUCAGAUCGUUUCCAAGUAUGGUUAUUCAAGCCUGAAGGCACCUAAAAUGCUCGAGGUCACGAGGGAGAACGGAAACCGAGGCUUUUAUCAACCUUGGAUCUGGGCUAUCGAAAAGUCGGCUCGGUUCAAGGAAGACUUCGUCCCUCGAAACUAUCAGGCUAAUGCGCUCAAGAUUUUACAGAGUAGGCGGCUCAAGUAUCAGAGAAUGCGUCCGUGGUUCAAAGACACAUACGCAAUGUGGCAGAUGACGCCUUACAGCCAGGUCGAUCCUCGACACAGACUUUCACGUCUUACGCAAGUUCCGCUAGUUCGCAGGAACCAUCGUCACGAACUUGACACAGAUCGCCUAGCCGGUUUAUUGAUACACCCGCUAUGCACGGGUUACAAUCAAUAUGGCGUACUCGAAUACGAAUUUUCGCAACGAGACUUUCAAGCUCGCAUUUAUGAUGAGAAUAAGUCGCAGUGGUUCUGGCGGGCUAUAGGAGAGCGAUGGCUCUACCCUCCGAUCAAGUUACAAAGGCGACACUUGCUAGAUCCCAACGAUCCGUAUUUGGCACGUAGUGAUCGCCACAGCUGCAUUGAUCUAGCCGAGACCGCGUUCAACACAUAUGCAUCACUCUGCAUAGAGCCACCCGGUUUGCGAGACGCCUUUGUAGCCGAAUGUACAAGCUUGAGAGCCCAACUGGAUGCCGACUUUGCGAACGGCUACACCUCGUGGCUUGACUUCCGCUUUUCAGUGCCUCAAUACCCUGGGCAAACGAUACUUUCCUUAUUGGACUUUCAUUGGGCGGGUGAGAAUUCUGGGAACUCUCCAGACAAGUACAGUGGGGACAGAGCUGCCGAAAUAUUUCACGGAGAAGACCCGGCAAAACACCCCUCCUUGGACUUGCCGGCUUUUGCGAAGGCUGGAAUUUUUACUGUGCCUUCAAAGCCGGGUGAGAGUCAUCAGCGAUAUCAGCUACCAUACUACACAGUGGCUGAGCUGUAUGAUCAUGCGAAAUUAAUCGGAGAUGAGCUUAUUCUGGUCGAGAAUGGGCACCACCUGGAUGUUCACAAAUGUUCUGCCAUCUGUCGAUCUCUUGAGCUUGAUGAGGACGAACUGCCUGAGUUCACCAAGCCCACAUUCUACGGCACUCAGUUGACUGAUGAUGGAGUGGGGUGUCUCCACGAAGCCGACAUACCUUCUUUGCCCUUGGGUCGAGUGGUUCGCGUCCUGCGGGGAGAUGACAUUGCUCAGUGUGAUGGAACGGGCGGAGAGCCAUUGUGGAUCCGCAUACAUAACGACGUCUUUGAUAUUACUUACUUGAAGUGUGUAUCGGAGCCGGGACUAAGAAGACUCUUGGCGAAUAAUUCAGGUGGAGAUCCAUCUCUUGAACUACUGCAAGAUGGGUAUUCUCUCGAAGAGAUCAAGAAGUCUCUGACGCCUUGGCGGGUUGGCAUGUUGGCCAAAACUCCAGGCACAGUUGCCAAUAAGCAUUCUGUCAGAACCUUCACGCCUCAGUCGCUGAGAAGACAUGAGUUCGAAGAGACAGGGAUGUAUGUUGUGAUUGAGAAUAAGGUUUACAAUAUCACCAACUAUGCCGAAACACAUCCAGGAGGGCUCCAGUGUUUGGUGGAGAAUGGUGGACGAGAUAUUACAGAUCUCUUCAAUAAAUACCACCAAACGAAUCGCAACACGGUUCUCAAAGGUCUUCAGGAGUUGUACAUUGGCAAUUUGAUCGAGCAGCGACAAGAAUAUGUAGACGAUGACAUAGAAAGUCUUGCCGAUGACAGGCCUGUGCUUCCACAUGAGAUCAGGUUUGGCAAGGAGGUCUACUCAGUGAAAGCUCUCAGAGACUCAGAGGAGCAUGGAGAGUUUCUUGACCUCGCAGAUGCUCUUUCUCCCUACCUUGGACUCGACGCCACAGAGGCUCUGCAAGCAGAAGAAUAUGAGAACGGGCCCCUCAUGCGCUUUGCUUGUCUCAGAGGCUACAUUGUAGCGACCGUUAAGGACGUAGGCCUUGGACUCCCGGAAAUUGAGCCGGAGGAACUCAGAAUGUUUGAUGGACACACCGAUGAGAGCUGCGAUGUUCAGUACGACGCAUUUGUGGCUUCAAAUGGCUUCGUCUACGAUUUAACGUCCCGGUAUAAGAUGCCUAUCUGGGCCAACCGCCCUCGAAAGAUUCCGAAACCUCCUGCAGAGGACGAGAUCGCUCCUCACAUUGAUACCAAAGAAAAGGCUAAGGAAACUUCAAAGGAAGAAGUCUUCGAGACGAAAGAAGUUUUCGAACCCACUCCAACGGCAACCUUUCUUCAAAACAUGAUCAAUCAACUUGACGAGGUCAAUCAGCCCAGCUUCGCCAUGAAUCUCGAGGAGCAAGAAGAUCGAAUCAGCUGUACUAGUCACACUAAGGGCAAGCAACCGGAGAGUAAGGCAAGUAGUUCAAAGGUGCGGCAAUUGAGUAGACUGGAGGCGGAUCUUAGACGUCGCAAGGACGAAAAAGUCAUGAGGAAGAUAGCCAGGACAUGGCAAGAGGUAAUUGCCUCAGAUGAAUCAACUCUGCCGGCUGCCUACCCGCUAGACAGAAACGUCAAACGCACAGAUGGUGUUGCGAUUCAGGAGCAAGAUUUAGAGAAAGGAGAACGUAGCGCGCAGCAAGAUGCAGCUCCGUCCGGUAUGUCGAGGAGAGCACUCGAGGUCAUCAAGAAGCGCAAGCCUGUGUUCGAGAUCGACGAGGGCCCUCCGAGAAAACGACGAUAG
Molecule: messenger RNA, 3897 nt
Organism: Colletotrichum acutatum
Lineage: Eukaryota; Fungi; Ascomycota; Sordariomycetes; Glomerellales; Glomerellaceae
Exons: 11
Coding region: 1-3897 (1298 amino acids)
Cellular component (GO): membrane; intracellular membrane-bounded organelle
Molecular function (GO): heme binding
Source: RefSeq, a predicted model, not a curated record